Messenger RNA from Aspergillus thermomutatus, 4770 nucleotides. RefSeq lists its product as uncharacterized. Gene Ontology annotation, molecular function: purine nucleobase transmembrane transporter activity. Gene Ontology annotation, cellular component: plasma membrane. NCBI's taxonomy places the organism in Eukaryota, Fungi, Ascomycota, Eurotiomycetes, Eurotiales, Aspergillaceae. Gene Ontology annotation, biological process: transmembrane transport. The record is from RefSeq and is a predicted model, not a curated record. The coding region runs from base 1 to 4770 and encodes 1589 amino acids. The transcript is spliced from 7 exons.
AUGUCCUCUCGCAAUGCAAGAGCAAGUAGCCUCUCUUCCGCAACCUCCGAGCUGGAAGAGGCUCCCACCUUUGAGGAUAUCCGCUCGGAGCCUGUCAGCCGGCGUCAGACGAAUAUCGAUCUCGCUCGAGUUGAGAGUCUUCGUCUGACACAGCGAUCAACGGUCGGCUCCUCUGCAGGACCAGCGCCCCGAGAAGAAUGGCUUCCAUUUGGCGACGGGAAGGACUAUCCUCCCUUACUACCUGAUCCGGAGAAAUACGUUGUUGGAUUUGACGGAGUAGACGACCCAAUGCACCCGCAUAACUGGUCAACCUCUACAAAGGUCCUCCUGUCCGUCAUCCUGGCCUACAACACCUUCACCGCAUCAUUUGCCAGCGCCAUCUUCUCAUCCGCUAUCGGCGCCAUCUCGGAGAAGUUCAGCAUCAGCACAGAAGUUGCCACGUUAGGUGUCACCCUUUAUGUCCUCGGGUUCUCCGCAGGUCCAACGAUAUGGGCCCCUGCUUCGGAGUUGAUCGGUCGACGGUGGCCGAUCACGAUAGGAAUGCUCGGAUAUAGUAUCUUCACCAUUGGGACUGCAACAGCAAAGGAUACGCAGACCCUCUUCAUCACUCGAUUCUUUGCUGGGCUGUUCUCCGCCAGUCCCUUGGCCAUCGUGCCCGCUGCCUUUGCUGACAUGUACAACAACAGCCACCGAGGUAUAGCGAUUGCCAUGUUUGCAAUGGCCGUCUUCGUUGGCCCCUUCGCAUCCCCUUUUACCGGAGGUUUCAUCACAAUGAGUUAUCUGGGUUGGCGAUGGACCAUGUACAUCUCCGCCAUCAUGGGGUUCUUCGGUGUCGUCCUCCUCAUCUUCUUCUACAAGGAAACAUAUGCUCCGGUGGUGCUGGUCGAGAAGGCCGCAACUUUGAGGCGUCAGACACACAAUUGGGGAAUCCACGCAAAGCAGGAUGAGGUUGAGCUUGACCUUAACGAACUGCUCACGAACAACUUCAGCCGGCCGUUUCGCAUGCUUCUGACCGAGCCCAUCGUGUUCCUCAUCACGAUUUACAUGUCUUUCAUAUACGGAAUCCUGUAUGCACUGCUCGGAGCCUAUCCGGUCGUGUUCCAACGCACCCACGGAUUGAAUCUGGGCGUGGGUAGCCUGCCGUUCAUCGGCCUGAUCGUGGGCGAGUUGGCUGGUGGAAUCUAUACCUUGCUCGACGCCAAGAAUUAUGUGCGAAAAUUGCGGAAUAACAACGAUGUUCCAAUUCCAGAGUGGCGACUGCCACCGACCAUCAUCGGUGGGAUCGCUUUCACAAUCGGCUUGUUCUGGUACGGCUGGACAGGCUGGACACGCUCGAUCCACUGGAUGGCUCCCACGGCUUCCGGAGUAUUUACAGGAUUCGGAAUUUAUGUCAUCUUCCUGCAGUGCUUUAACUAUUUGAUCGACUCGUACCUUCAAUUUGCGGCAUCGGUCUUCGCCGCCAACACCAUCCUUCGAUCAGCUGAUCUGCCUGCAGACGUUUGGAUCCAAAUGCAGACUCUUCAGGCAAAUCUAUGCCGGCGCCAUCCCCGUCCGACUUUACCUUCAGGUGUUCUUGAAGAUAUAGACUCUAUCCUCCAGUACCAACUCAGCCAUUCUCUCUUGACACCCUCUGAAACCAUCUCAGCGACACUCCUGCUUCCAAAGAGCAAUGUCACACUUCGUCUCUGGAAAGGAGACAUCACAACCCUUUCCAAUACAACUGCCAUCGUCAACGCCGCGAAUUCUGCUCUUCUGGGCUGCUUCAACCCCAAUCACCGUUGCAUUGACAAUGUCAUCCACCCGGCUGCAGGCCCUCGACUACGCGAGGCCUGUUACCAGCUCAUGAGCCAACAAGCCCAUCCCGAGCCCGUUGGCGCGGUCAAAGUGACGCCUGGGUUCAACCUUCCGGCCCAGUACGUGCUGCACACUGUUGGUCCACAACUGAGGGACAGACGAAGCGAACCAAAAGAGCCCACGGAAAAACAGAAGCGGCAAUUAGCAGCAUGCUAUCGGUCCUGUUUGGAGGCCACAGAGAAGCUCCCUGCGUUAGCAGACGGCAGAAAGGUUGUCGCUUUCUGUUGCAUCUCCACCGGCCUGUUUGCGUUCCCGGCCGAGGUCGCUGUAGAGAUCGCUGUGAAUGUGGUAACCGGCUGGUGCGAGGACCAUGAGGACACAUCGUUGACGGAUGUGAUCUUUGAUGUGUUCUUAGAAAGUGACUGGGAGCUGUAUCGUCGGAAACUCACAGAUUUGAAUCAAUCAAAGUCGCUUCUUGGCAGUUCCUUCGAACCACUUCAGUUAAGGCAUCUCAAACAUCCUUCGAUCCGCAAGGCAAGGCGAUGGAUCGAGGAGGCAGACACUCUGAUCAUCAGUGCUGGCGCCGGGCUGUCGGCCGCCACUGGGUUGGAUUAUACCUCCCCGGAUUUGUUCAAGCAGUACUUCCCUGCUUUUAUGCCUAUGGGCUUACGUAGAUUGUAUGAUGUCUUCGGCUUCGACGGUUGGGAGUCUCUGAAUCAGAAAUGGGGAUACUAUUUCCAGCAUCUGGCCAUGGUACGCUCCUGGCCUUCCUCGCCGCUAUACCGGCAGUUGCUCGAUUUGGCCAACCGCUUUGGAACAAACUGUUUCAUUCGCACCUCGAAUGCAGAUGGGCUUUUCGUCGCCAAUGGAUUCAACGCAGACAGUGUUUCCACGCCUCAAGGUCAAUACAAAUACCUCCAAUGUCUCGCUAAAUGCCGACGCGAUGCUGUCUUUGAGUCUGAGCCGUUCGUCGACGCAGCUCUGCCAUUUAUCGACCCCACCACGCAGUGUUUGACCGAGUCUUCCAAGAUACCGUACUGCAAGUAUUGUGGUGAGGAACUGACGCUGUGUGUGCGUGGGGGGAACUAUUUCAACCAGACCCCAUUCCUAGCACAGGAGAGGAAAUAUACUCAAUUUCUGGAGCGAAGGUCGUCAGAUUUGACAUCAACAGUGAUCCUGGAGCUAGGAGUCGGGAUGAACACUCCCUCUGUGCUGCGGUGGCAUAACGAAGACUUGGUGGAGGGAAACCCGCAGAUGAAACUGGUUCGGGCGGGGGUUGGAGCGUCGGGGACUGCACCAUGGAAUUUGGAAGAGCAGGAUCGAGCGCCCAGAGAACGCAAAGGUAGCUACUUCUUCACGGAACUUCGCGCCGGUCUCGCUACCUUUUUCGCUAUGGCCUACAUCAUCAGCGUCAAUUCCAACAUCACCUCCGAAUCGGGCGGCACCUGUGUGUGCCCCCCCGAAAGCCAGGCCGACCUCUGUAAUACCAACACUGAAUACCUGCUGUGUGUCCAGGAAAUCAAGCGCGACCUCGUCACUGCCACGGCUGCCAUCGCCGCAUUGUCUACUUUCUGCAUGGGUCUCUUCUCUAACUUGCCGGUCGCCCUGGCCCCCGGUAUGGGUCUCAAUGCCUAUUUCGCUUACACUGUCGUGGGUUACCACGGCUCCGGCAUGAUCCCUUACAGUCUUGCUCUUACCGCCGUCUUUGUCGAGGGUUUCGUUUUCUUGGGCUUGACUCUGCUCGGUAUCCGACAAUGGUUGGCGCGUGCGUUGCCAGCCUCGAUCAAGCUCGCCACGGGCACAGGUAUCGGUUUAUACCUCACUCUUAUCGGAUUGAGUUACAGCGCAGGUAUCGGCUUGGUAACGGGGUCUACCGAAACCCCUUUGGAAUUGGCAGGCUGCAUCUCUUCUCUGCGCGAUCCGACGACUGGCAUGUGUCCCAGCGAUGCUAAGAUGCGUAACCCAGCGAUGUGGGUGGGCAUAUUUUGUGGUGGUGUGUUCACAGCGCUGCUGAUGCUGUAUCGGAUCAAGGGUGCUGUGAUCAUUGGUAUCUUGCUGGUUUCUAUCAUUUCCUGGCCGCGACCCACGCCGGUCACCUACUUCCCUCAUACGGAGCUGGGUGACAGCAUGUUUGAUUUCUUCAAGCAGGUGGUGACCUUCCAUCCCAUCAAGAAUACACUGGUUGCUCAGGAAUGGAAUCUCUCAGGCCAUGGUGGGCAGUUUGGAUUGGCCUUUAUCACUUUCCUGUAUGUUGAUAUUCUUGACACCACCGGUACUCUGUACUCUAUGGCCCGAUUUGCCGGAACCAUCGAUGAACGCACUCAGGAUUUCGAGGGUAGUGCCCUUGCUUAUAUGGUCGAUGCAAUCAGCAUCUCUAUCGGUUCUCUCUUCGGCUCGCCCCCUGUGACGGCAUUUGUCGAAAGUGGUGCUGGUAUCUCUGAGGGCGGAAAGACGGGUCUUACCUCCUGCGUGACAGGGAUCUGCUUCUUCAUCGCCAUCUUUUUCGCCCCGAUUUUCGCCUCUAUCCCUCCCUGGGCCACCGGCUGCACGCUGGUAAUUGUCGGCGCCCUGAUGUGCAAAGCAGCCGCCGAGAUCAACUGGCGCUACUACGGCGACGCCAUUCCGGCCUUCCUGACCAUCGCCAUCAUGCCCUUCACCUACUCCAUUGCCUAUGGUCUGAUUGCCGGUAUCCUGAGUUACGUCCUGAUUAAUGUGACCGCCUGGCUCGUCGAGAGGGGCUCCCUCGGUCGGGUGGUGCCUCCGAACAAGGAUGAGUCGGAUCCAUGGUCGUAUAAGGUUCCCGGAGGAUUUUUCCCUCCGUGGCUGCGACGGGCCGCUCGGGGCAAGAAGGACUUUUGGCGCGAGGAUGAGGAGGAAUCGGUGGAUAUGGGGGUCGUGCCUGAUGGAUCUGUCUCUUCGCAUGAGCGGACGGAGAGAGAGAAGAGUGGAGUGGAUGUUGGGAACAAAAACCUCUGA